Molecule: messenger RNA, 3146 nt
Organism: Poeciliopsis prolifica (blackstripe livebearer)
Lineage: Eukaryota; Metazoa; Chordata; Actinopteri; Cyprinodontiformes; Poeciliidae
Gene: mlphb
Product: melanophilin b
Biological process (GO): intracellular protein transport
Cellular component (GO): cortical actin cytoskeleton
Molecular function (GO): myosin binding; actin binding; small GTPase binding
Source: RefSeq, a predicted model, not a curated record
ACAACGAUCCUUCGUGUCUCCAUGUCUCGUCCGUGUCGGUCGGUGGAGCAGCAGGUUUUCCAUUAGUGAAUCAUGUGAGUCUCUGGGUUUCCUGCAGGAUUUCGGCUCCAUUAAUCCUUUCAUCAGUUAGAAACAUGAAGCGUCUGGUUCAUGUUUGAACUUUUCAUGACUUUUUAUUGAAUAAAUAAUAAACUGUUUGCUCUGCUAACCAAUCAGAAGCCAGGAUGUUCCCACCUGUAAACACGCAGCAGCUCCACCUGAAAUCAGAUGAAGUUUCUGUGCCUAGCAGGAAUAUUAUGGGAUGUCUGCUGAUUUCUGCCUGCUGAGGAAGAGGAGGAGAGCCUUCAUCCUGCCAGAUUAGGAAACCACGUGAGUCUGUUUCCCUCUGAGGCCAAAAUAACCCAGAUUUGAUUAAAGUCCUGCAAACGGGACAUGGAGACGCCACAGGGAAGUAAGUACACCCGUCCACCAGGCGGCGCUAAAUCUCUCAGUGACUAUAAAACGGAUCUGAUGCAUCCUGCAGGAGCAGAGCGUGAAAAAGUAAGUACACCCUCCAGCAGCAGGUGCAGGAGCGCUGAUCCAUUCAGGUUAUGUUCAGACUACCGGUCAGGCAGAGGCCUGGACUUUGACUAGGCCAUUGCAGCACCUUGAAUCUCUUUGUUUCUGUCGUUCAAAUCUGCUGCUGUUUGGACCCAGAUCUCAAACCAUCACACCUCCACUGCUGUGCUUCACAGCAGGUCUGCUGCAUCUUGAUUCCUCCAUCUUGGUUUCCUCCAUCUUGAUUCCUCCAUCUUGGUUUCCUCCAAUCUCAGUUUUCUUCACUAAACCUCAGAGAAACAUUUUCGGCCUUCUGUCGUUUGUCAGGUGUCAUCCGUCGGCCAUCUUUGUUCUCUGCCGCCAUGCCGACCACUGCUGUGGGCAGGAAAUUGGAUUUGUCCAAACUGACGGACGAAGAGGCCAGACAUGUGUGGGACGUCGUCCAGAGAGACUUUGACCUGCGGAGGAAGGAAGAGGACCGACUCGGCGAGCUGAAGAGUAAAAUAGAGAAAGAAGACAGCAAGCGGGAGCUGCUGGGGGUCCGGAGCAGCUUGGCCGAGUCCUACUGCAUCCGCUGCCUUCAGCCCUUCAGGUUCCUGCUCAACAUCAGGCGCCAGUGUUUGGACUGCCAGCUUUACGUCUGUCGCUCCUGCAGCCGCUUCAGCAGGAGGGAGCAGGGCUGGCUGUGUGAGCCCUGCCACCUGGCCAGGGUUCUGAAGAUCGGUACUUUGGAGUGGUACCAUGAGAACGUCCGGGCCCGAUUCAAGCGCUUCGGCAGCGCCAAGGUGAUGCGAUGUCUGUUUAAGAGGCUGAGCGGGGAACACAGCCGCUCCCAGAGCCCCAAAGAGCGUCCAGACUUUGACACCCGCAGUGAGCCGGAACGUCACAGUGAGUCCAUGUUCUCCAGUCGUUUUAUUAAAACUCAUGUUUUCCAAGCAGGUGGAUACGAGGAACUCAGUCUGGAGGCAGCAGACUCUCCAAACUUGCAGAUGAAGAAGGCCAAACGGAGGCUGACUGUUGAUCCCGUUGAUUUCGUUCUCGGCUUCGAUUACUCAGCAAACUCCAGACGUCAGGAGGAUCAGGGCGCCGGCGUUCAGGACGCGAUGGACCCGAUGCUCGCUGAGGCCGACCUGCAGGACGUUUUCCACCAGAACCUCCUGCAGGACAACCAGAGUCUGGACCUGGAGAUGCAUAAUCAGCACGAUGAGAUGGCGUACGCGGAGACCCGGACCGUCCCGUCCCGCUCCGUGUCCCGGCUCAGCUACUCGUCCUGCGGCAGCGGCAGCAUCGGCCUGCGGGGCGGCAGCAGCUUCCUGCCCAGCCUGGACGACUCCGAGGACGACCUUUGCCCCCGGGUCCCGGUGUACCGGUCCCAACCGGACCCGGGCAGCCACACGUCUCAGGAGAGCCUGUGCUCAGCCGGCGCGGCGCCGCAGAUCUGUGACCUGAACAAGCGAAUGUCGGCCAUUGAGACGCUGCUGAGCUGCUUGGAGGAAAAAGUGACGUCAGCUAACAGGAAGGACGUCCGAACCGCCCAGAGUCCGUCUCCUCCUCGUCUUCCUCAGUGGGAUGAAGAGGAACUGGAGCGGCAGCUCCGGCUGAAGCUGCACCAGCUGACCCAGAGCCUGAGCUCUGAGGAGGACGAGGCGGGCGGGCCGAGCCGGAUCCCCACCGGAACCAGAACCAGGGCCAGGCUGGAGGAGGACCUGAAGGCCGACCGCCUCUCAAUGAGCCCCGACACCCAGCAGCGCCCCCUGCUGGAGCCGCCCAGAACCGCCUCCGCCUGCAGAGGCUCCGCCUCCGCCUGCAGAGGCUCCGCCUCCGCCUGCAGAGGCUCCGCCUCCUUACUGCUGGAGCUGGAGGACAGAGUGGCUCAGGCAGCCGCCGACGUGCAGAGCGCCCAGAGCCAGGUUUCCUACAUCGAGGACCGGAUCGCUGCACUGAGCACCGCUGGAGGUCCAACAGACCGCAGGAGGAAGUCGGCGAUCCCGGUCCGGACUCGGAGACUCUCCCACAACGUUCCCAGCAAAUCUGGGGGUGACGGUGCGCUGAUGAAGAGGAGGCUGAGCAUCAUGUGACCUUCAUCGCUUUGCUUGGAGACGGAGGCAGCAGGGGGCCUCUCGUUACCGUGGCAACGGGAUGCCGCUCCAGCCCAUUACCGUGGCAACGGGAUGCCGCUCCAGCCCAUUACCGUGGCAACGUCUUUAUUUUUUAUGUCUGUCUUUAUUUUGUUUGAAGGUUUUAAUCAUAACCAAGCGUGAAUUAAUUGGUAACAGUAGCAACGUGAUGGAGCUGCUGGAGGAUUUCAGUUUUAUUAUUUCUGAAGUUUGUCUUUAUUUCUGUCAGUAGAACCAGAACCAGAACCUCCAGCCGGUUGGCAUCACGCUGCGUCUGCAGGUCCGACUAAAAUGCCACUCACAAGAUGGCGGCUGCACCACAGCUCUGCUUCAGUCUGGCCUUCAUUUUAGAUCAGUGCAUUCUUACUUUAUGCUGAUGUGAACUUUUUGUAAUCUGUUUCACUUCUAUAUUUUUGUCUGUGUUGGUUUUUAACUGUUCGGCGACCAGGAGAAUCCUGAGAGAUACUGUAAAAUAAAAUGCUUUAUUCUGAU